CUUUUCCGGAGGUGACGCACGACGGGGUUGCCGGAAGAAGUGGCGAAGUUACUUUUGAGGGGACCGAAACAGUGGCGGCGUUCAAGGGGAUACAGAGAAGGAGGAAGCGGAGCAGAGAAAGCGGACAGAGUCAGGGUAACGGAACCAGGAGACCCCGCGAGAGGCCGCCCCGAAGACCCCCACGCGCAGCCAUGAGCCCCGCCCCCCGCUGGUGUUUGGAGAGGGGCGGGACCUGGAGCGAGGCUGCUCCGUGACCCCACCAUGUCCACCCCCACCACCAGUUCCCUGGACAGCCCCCUGCCUGGAAAUGGCCCCCCUCAGCCUGGAGCCCCCUCUUCUUCACCUGCUAUAAAGGAGGAGGGCCCUGAGCCUUGGCCUGGGGGUCCAGACCCCGAUGUCCCAGGCACAGAUGGGGCAGGCUCUGCCUGCAGCGUGGGCCUGUCUCCCUGUGGCUCCUUCUCUCAUGAUCUUCAUCUGACCGCCCUAGUCAUCCCAGACCCAAUGGAGGAGCCAGAGCGCAAGCGGAAGAAGGGCCCAGCUCCCAAGAUGCUGGGCCAUGAGCUGUGCCGCGUGUGCGGGGACAAGGCCUCUGGCUUCCACUACAACGUACUCAGCUGCGAGGGCUGCAAGGGCUUCUUCCGGCGCAGUGUGGUCCGUGGUGGGGCUGGGCGCUAUGCCUGCCGGGGCGGUGGAACGUGUCAGAUGGACGCCUUUAUGCGGCGCAAGUGCCAGCAGUGCCGACUACGGAAGUGCAAAGAGGCGGGGAUGAGGGAGCAGUGUGUCCUCUCCGAAGAACAGAUUCGGAAGAAGAAGAUACAGAAGCAACAGCAGCAGCAGUCACCCGUGGGGUCAGGAGGUGGCAGCAGCUUAUCCUCUGGGCCUGGGGCCUCCCCUGGGGAGCCUGAAGGGGGCAGCCAGGGCUCUGGGGAAGGAGAGGGCGUCCAACUAACGGCGGCUCAGGAACUUAUGAUCCAGCAGUUGGUGGCGGCCCAGCUGCAGUGCAACAAGCGCUCCUUCUCUGACCAGCCCAAAGUCACGCCCUGGCCUCUGGGUGCAGACCCUCAGUCCCGUGAUGCCCGUCAGCAGCGCUUCGCCCACUUCACAGAGCUGGCCAUCAUCUCCGUGCAGGAGAUUGUGGACUUCGCCAAGCAGGUACCCGGCUUCCUACAGCUGGGCCGAGAAGACCAGAUCGCUCUCCUCAAGGCAUCCACCAUCGAGCCUCCCCCUGGUCCCCACCACCCUCAGAUCAUGCUGCUGGAGACGGCCAGGCGCUACAACCAUGAGACGGAGUGCAUCACCUUUCUGAAGGACUUCACCUACAGCAAGGACGACUUCCACCGUGCGGGCCUGCAGGUAGAGUUCAUCAACCCCAUCUUCGAGUUCUCACGGGCCAUGCGGCGGCUGGGCCUGGACGAUGCUGAGUAUGCCCUCCUCAUCGCCAUCAACAUCUUCUCGGCUGACCGGCCCAACGUGCAGGAGCCCAGCCGUGUGGAGGCACUGCAGCAGCCCUACGUGGACGCGCUGCUCUCCUACACGCGCAUCAAGAGACCACAGGACCAGCUGCGCUUCCCUCGCAUGCUGAUGAAGCUGGUGAGCCUGCGCACGCUGAGCUCCGUGCACUCGGAGCAGGUCUUUGCCCUUCGGCUCCAGGACAAGAAGCUGCCGCCCCUGCUGUCGGAGAUCUGGGACGUGCACGAGUGAGGGGCCCGCCCCACGGCCGUCAGCAGAUGGACACUGCUGCCCCUUCCUCCUUCUGAGCUGGAAGGGGGCCUGCCGGGCCUGAGGGCCUGCCUUGUGGCUCUGCCAGGCCUCAGCCUUUGGGGUGACCCGGGUCAGCGUCCAGGCAGGCUCCCUUCCUGCCCAGCAAGUCUUCCUGGGAGGGCAGAGGGGUCAUAGUUCCCAACCUCUGACCUCUCCCAGUGCUCCCGGUUGCCUUCCCCACCCAGCUUACACCUCCAGCCCACCGCGCAGUGCACCUUGAACAGAGGGAGGGGAGGGACCACAUCUCUCCCAACAGCCCGAGAGACCAGAGGGUCCCCCCGCCUUUCUCUACUCCUUUUAUUUAAUAAAAUUAAAAAAAAAACAAAAUAGGAAUACAAACCUGCUCUGAGCUGGAGUGUGGUCAAGAGGUGGAGAAGGGGUGGGCUGCCAGGGUCUCCAUUCACGCCAGCCCCUGGACCAGCUCCAGCGGAGUUCUCAUCGACCAGGCUGCUGGGGCCAGACUCAGAUAAGCACAGCACAGGUCUUGUGUGCCAGGCCCCAGGGACUCCAGAGGAGAGGCCUGCCGGCCUGGGGCCACCUUCCUGUACAAGAUGAAUCAGAACCUUGCGAAGGACAAAUGGGGCAUAAGUGGAUGAGGGGGACAGGACUUUUUGCUCAGUAUUUGCCGAGGUCCUUGCAACUGAGAACGGCAACCUGUGGGCGUGGAGUCCCUGAGAGGUGCAAACAGGCUGCUUACUGAAAAUUUGGUGGUUGGAGUCCACCCAGAGGCGCCUCAGAAGGUCAGGCAAUCAGCUUCUGAAAAAUCAGCUGCUGAAAACCUUGCGGCACACAGUUCUACCCUGACACACAUGGGGCUGCCGGGAGUCAGAGUUGACCCCAGCACAUUUGGUUUGCUGGGGACCAGGCUUCCAUUCAACAAACAUUUAUUGUUUACUACAGUAAAAUCUGUGUAAGGCAGAAACCUUUCAGAAAAAGAAAACUUGAAUAAUAGCAAUAGAAAAGUGGUAAGACUGCAUUCUGCUAAAGGUGGAAAACUUGCCAGACCCAGGAGAGGCAGGCCCGUCAAGUUCUGGCUCUCACAGAUUUCACUGUACAUGCCAAACGCAGUUGAAGGUGCUGAAAAAAAUCAACGGACACUGAAGUUGCAACCAGUCAGGGGUGGCAGCGGGCAGAUGGUUGGGACAGAAUAUUUGGGAAUAGGAGCUUUAAUAGCAGCGGCCCGUGGUAGUGUGGGGGUCCAAAGGAGGUGGCCAGGCGAGGCUUCACAGGGACCUAAAAGAUGAGGUGGCUGGAGUCCAAGUUGAGGGAAUCCAUGGGCACAGACUGGAAAGUAAGAAACCUGAUGAUUUAGUUUAGAACAAGGGCAGGCCAUUGAGUUCCCACAAUUCCUCCUUCUGAGCCAGGCCCUCAGGGGACACCGAGGUGAGCUGGACUGGCAGUACCGGUCCAGGGUGAAUAGCGGCCUGUUUUCAGGGAUGGGCUGGGUACCGAAAAGGUAUGUUUAUUUCGGAAGAGUAUGGUUAUAUGCGAUCGCCCUAGCCUGGCAGUCUCCCCGCCCUGCGCUGGGUCUAGUUUACAGAGGGGAAACUUUGAGGCCGUGAGACGGGCGAAGUAGCUAGGCCACGACCCGAGCGCGUAUCGCCAGGAUCUACAGGGAGAGUG
Loxodonta africana (African savanna elephant) is the source of this 3384-nucleotide messenger RNA. RefSeq names its product nuclear receptor subfamily 1 group H member 2 (gene NR1H2). Lineage: Eukaryota; Metazoa; Chordata; Mammalia; Proboscidea; Elephantidae. The record is from RefSeq and is a predicted model, not a curated record. The transcript is spliced from 10 exons. Gene Ontology annotation, molecular function: RNA polymerase II cis-regulatory region sequence-specific DNA binding; nuclear receptor activity; zinc ion binding. Gene Ontology annotation, biological process: negative regulation of transcription by RNA polymerase II; positive regulation of transcription by RNA polymerase II; lipid metabolic process. Bases 262 to 1701 code for a protein of 479 amino acids.